Sceloporus undulatus (fence lizard) is the source of this 519-nucleotide messenger RNA. RefSeq names its product thromboxane-A synthase-like. NCBI's taxonomy places the organism in Eukaryota, Metazoa, Chordata, Lepidosauria, Squamata, Phrynosomatidae. Gene Ontology annotation, molecular function: heme binding; oxidoreductase activity, acting on paired donors, with incorporation or reduction of molecular oxygen; iron ion binding. The record is from RefSeq and is a predicted model, not a curated record. The transcript has 6 exons. The coding region runs from base 166 to 519 and encodes 117 amino acids.
CACUCCUCAGCAGGUAAACCAGCCAACCAGGAACUUAUGGAGAAAGCAUGGUGCACAUUUCAAGAUUGCCAUCCAUAGAACAAUUGGAAGUCAAUCAUCUCCUAACCAGAGACUUCCUUCCCUCCUUCAGCCAGUUUUACCAGCCUAAAACUCCAGUAAAAGAAAAUGGGGCUCAUGGAUGUCUUUAAACUUUGUUCUUUGGAAAUGAAUAUGACAGCAGUAACCAUCACCUUCCUGGUAUUCUUCUUGGUCUUACUUUAUUGGUAUUCCACCUCUACAUACUCCAGACUAGAGAAAAUGGGCAUCCGCCAUCCUCCCCCUUUGCCUUUCAUUGGAAAUCUGCUAUAUUUCCGCAAGGGCUUUUGGGAAAACCACAACAAACUGAUAAAUGAGUAUGGACCUGCUUGUGGGUAUUACAUUGGCCGUCGAAUGUUUGUGGUGAUAUCUGAACCAGACUUGAUAAACCGUAUCUUAGUGGAGGAUUUCAGAAACUUUACUAACAGGAUGUUUCAUCUUUGA